Molecule: messenger RNA, 1155 nt
Organism: Colletotrichum godetiae
Lineage: Eukaryota; Fungi; Ascomycota; Sordariomycetes; Glomerellales; Glomerellaceae
Product: RmlC-like cupin domain-containing protein
Exons: 1
Coding region: 1-1155 (384 amino acids)
Source: RefSeq, a predicted model, not a curated record
AUGAGAUUCUCAACGCUCGCAGCAGGCCUCCCCCUCGUGGCGGCGGCUCCUCAGGGUCACUCCUUCAAGCAGCAGGCCAACAGCACCGGAAAGAGCCUCCUUCUCGACCAGGCCCCCGAGACCUCGCAGCCCUACGCCCUCCGCAAGGGAGCCGGCCGCGCCGUCGCCGUCGGCGAGCAGGUCUACCGCUUCUCCGUCACGGGUAACUCCUCCGCCGGCGCCUUCACCCUGAUGCAGACCAACGCCCCGGACUCGUCCGACCUGGGAGUCCUCCCCCACAUCCACAAGGCCCACUACGAGAACUUCUACUGCACAAAGGGCCAGAUCCAGCUGUGGGCCCAGACCAACAGCUCCGGCGAGCAGGCCCGCGUCCUCACCCCCGGCGACUACGGUGCCGUGCCCCACAACACGGUCCAUACCUUCCAGAUCACCGACCCGGACACCCAGCUCACGGGUGUCAUCCAGCCCGGCGGCUUCGAGGAGCUCUUCAUCGCCAUCGCCAACUCGGAUUUCGUCUCCCCCACGGGCUCCGAGUUCGUCCCCGCCGCCUCCAACGGCUCCUCCUCCGGCUCCGAUCCGGCCCUCAUCUCCGCCCUCGAGGCCUUUGACGUCUACGCCCAGCUCGACUUCAGCCCCCGCCGCGACCUCGUCAACGGCAGCGCGGGCGGCGCGACCGCGAGCACCUGGCACACGGCGUCCAACACCCUCGCCCCCGACGCCGUCACCCCCAACUUUGUCGCAAAGAACCGCGGCCCCAAGUACCUCAACGCCGACGGCGGCGUCUACCACCUCGUCGCCCCCUUCGCGACGGCCAACCAGACGGCCAGCAACUUCACCAUGGGCACCGUCACCCUGAGCCCCCUGCUCUCCAACCAGACCGCCACCAAGGCGAACCUCGCCCAACCCCUGGCCUUCCAGCUCGAGGAGGGCGCCCUCGAGGUCGCCGUCGAGGGGUACGACGCCGUCACGCUGAUCCAGGGUGACGUCGUCUUCGUGCCCGCCAACGUGCCUUUCACCUACGCCGCCUCGGCCGCCUUCACAAAGUUCCUGUACGUCAGCGGCGGCGGCGACGGCUUCGAUUACCAGCUCCUUCAGCGCGCUGUGCCUUGGUCGUAUGCCACGUACCCCAUCGACGCCGGGUUCACUGUGCAGUAA